This is a messenger RNA of Arachis duranensis, 2438 nucleotides long. Its product is annotated as FBD-associated F-box protein At5g56370. NCBI's taxonomy places the organism in Eukaryota, Viridiplantae, Streptophyta, Magnoliopsida, Fabales, Fabaceae. Gene Ontology annotation, molecular function: protein binding. The coding region runs from base 219 to 1595 and encodes 458 amino acids. The record is from RefSeq and is a predicted model, not a curated record. The transcript is spliced from 4 exons.
AAAAAAAAGUAACUGCGUUAGUGGUUUCACAUUCACCGCUUUCACGAUUCUCACAAUUCACAGAAACACUGCUUCCUCCUUCAAUCCCUAACUAUCUCCUCUCAACUCCGGCACCGUCACCGCUCACCAGGCACCUUCGCAAAACGAAUUCCUAAACCAGAACCAAUUCUACUUGAUUCAAUUCCAGAACUAACUUUCUUGAGAGACAAAUUUUGACAAUGCCGAAACAGAAUCAAAGGAAUUUAAGUGGAAAGGUAGCUAUUAAAAGAACUCGAAAAAUUGAUAGGAUUAGUAGCUUACCGGAUUCUUUGCUUUGCCACAUCCUCUCAUUCCUUCCAACAAUAGAAGCCAAGGCCACCGGCGUCCUUUCCCGCCGGUGGCGCCACCUCUGGAAGGAAGUCCCAGUCUUGUACUUUGAGGAUGAUCCCUUUAACCUCCCUGGAUUAUCAGAUGAUGAAGUUGAAGAGUACUUUGUUGAUUUUGUUGAUAAUGUUGUUGCUCAGCACAAGGUCCCCCACGUUGAAAAGUUCAAACUCGAAUGUAGUGUCUGUGGAGAAGAUACUCUCACAAGGUGGAUUUCCUCAGCUGUUGGACCACACCUCAAGGAGUUAGAUCUCUGUCUUUGUAUCUACCGUGAUGAUUACCCCGAGACUUGCGACUUGCCUCCAAGCGUUUUCACUUGCGCCUCACUCGAGUCCCUCGCUUUGAAGUACCGGAUUUAUCUGUAUUCUCUUCCGGAUGUUUGUCUGCCAUCCCUCAAGAACCUAGAAUUGGAUACCAUCUAUGUGAAUCCUGAGAAGGUUUUAUCUGGUUGUCCUGUUCUUGAAAAUCUUAAGCUAAUUUUAGAGGCCUUUCCCUUAAAUCCUGGUAUUAAUUAUCCUGCAAUCCACAUGCCUCAUUCCUUGAAGAGGUUAACCUUUGCAGAUAAAAGUCGUGAAGACUCUCUUAAGCUUCUUGAAGUAGAUACCCCAUCUCUUGAAUACCUAGAUAUCAAACUCCAGGGGCAUUAUUUAAAUGUUUUGUUUAGCCAUUUUACCAACAUGGUGAAAGCACAGCUUGAUAUUUACCCACAAGAUAAGCAUCUUGAUUGGAUACCUGAGCUUCUCAAAGCACUUCGCAGCACAGAACGUCUAGUGUUGAAACUUGAUACAACAACGUGCUUACUUCGUGCUCCAGCUCUAAAUUAUCCGGAAUUUUGCCGUUUACAUAAUUUAGUGAUUGAUAUUCCAUGUUCGAACUCGGCAUUUCUAAUAAACUUAAUUCAGCAUUGUCCUAUACUUCGAGUUCUCAUAAUUUACAAUCAGAAGGGUGGAUAUUUUUGCUCAGAGAAACAUAGUGAACCUAGCAGUUGGACACCGCCAGCCAACGAUCCUAUUUGUGUUACAUCGAAUCUCAUGAUUCUUGGAUUUUCAGGUUAUCGAGACUCUGCAGAUGAACAUGCAUUUAUUGCCUAUAUUUUACAAAAAGGACUUGUUUUGGCAAUAAUGAAAGUUCUUAUUAAUGUUGAGCUUCGCCCGAAGAAAACAUAUACAAUUCGCAAGAAAUUAUCUACUCUACCGAGGGGCUCUAAAACAGUCCAUCUUAUAAUUAAGUGACUAAUCAGCACUUAUGUGGUACAUACCUUUCACCAUCUCUAUCUCGAUGGUUUUUUUAUGUCAAAACUAUACAAAGUUGUAUGGUACUAAGUGUUUUCGUCCUGGUUCCAUAAAAUGGAAAAAUCUGAGUCCAUGCUCAAUUUUAUUUUUAUGUCAGUUUUACACCUGAAUUCCUCAAAUGUUUGUAGAACCUUUUGAUUACUUUUCCAAAACACUAAGUUGUGUGGUAUGAUGCCGUGGGCUUGCAGAAAUAGGCACUUUAACUUAGUAACGAUGGUUAGGAUUGAUAGUUUGGAAAUACACAUUUCCGUCUUUUGAUUCUACCUUAGGAAUUAGGAUGUUUAUAAUAUUUCAAAGAAUCAGCAUUUUGAUAGAGCAUGGAUAGCCUGUUGUAUAAAUCUGUUGUUGAAGCAGGUUGAUGGCAACUAUGCACCAUCUUUGGCAAUACCAAAUCUUUGACUUAUUCAUCUGUUAUGUCACAGAGAGGUUAUAGGAUUUGUUUAAUACUUAGUUGCUGGGGCUGCAUUAGAACGGCAUAUUCCGUUAUAGAAGUUAUGAUAUCUGCCGAGUAAUAUUGUAUUCCUUCGAUGCAUGAUGCUUUUUCUACCUUUUCUUGUUUUUUUCCAUUUACUCUUAAGGUUGUGUACUUCUAAAAGAUGUAUAUUUCAUGUCAUGAUUUGAUAAUUGAGUUUCCUGACUACAACUGAUUUUAUGUAACUCUUGAAGGAAGAAUUACGUUACAUAAUAUAGCAGCCUAGGUUAGGCAGUUGCCAUAUCUGUUUCUUUAUUCUUCACUGGUGGAGAUAAAUAUGAUCUGAUUUGAGGAACAUUUCACCUUUUAUA